Molecule: messenger RNA, 276 nt
Organism: Penicillium vulpinum
Lineage: Eukaryota; Fungi; Ascomycota; Eurotiomycetes; Eurotiales; Aspergillaceae
Exons: 3
Coding region: 1-276 (91 amino acids)
Source: RefSeq, a predicted model, not a curated record
AUGGCUUCUUUGACUGGUCAUUGCUGGGCCUAUACUCCAGCAGCAAAUACCGUUGUUGCUGCUCUUGGUCUCAUCCUCUUUGCUCUGCUCUUGGUUGUUAUAUACUGGAGAAGCCGUCGAGGACGCAGGCAUACCGCAGACUUCACAAUUACAGAAGGAAACAUGAUCAACAUCCCUACUUGGACAAUAUCAUAUGGUCUGGAUGUAAAGCAGCCAUAUAGGCGUGAAUCGUAUGCCUUCGAGGAGUCGUAUCUAACCGGACUCAAUCCGCUUUAG